Mauremys reevesii (Reeves's turtle) is the source of this 2009-nucleotide messenger RNA. It is a transcript of the gene DMP1, whose product is annotated as dentin matrix acidic phosphoprotein 1. The transcript has 5 exons. Gene Ontology annotation, molecular function: extracellular matrix binding. Lineage: Eukaryota; Metazoa; Chordata; Testudines; Geoemydidae. Gene Ontology annotation, biological process: extracellular matrix organization; ossification. The record is from RefSeq and is a predicted model, not a curated record. Gene Ontology annotation, cellular component: extracellular matrix. The coding region runs from base 104 to 2008 and encodes 634 amino acids.
GCAGAAUCAGGCUUCCAGUUAGUCUAAAAGAGUGAAAAUGUGUUGACUUACCCAUUGCAAUGUUUAUGGUUGAUGUUACACAGCUACAGACACCAUAAUCAAUAUGAAGACAGUACUCCUGUUAAUCUCUCUCUGGGCUUUAUCCUGUGCUCAUCCUGUGCCCAGCCAUCAAAAUGCCCAUUCUGGAAGCUCCGAAGAACGGGGGGACACAAUAAGCGAAGAAAGUCUGAAUGAGGAGGCAGAUUCUGCUGACGAUACUUACAGCAGUCCUAAAAGCAGUGCAGAAACUGGAGGAGAGGACUUCAAUGCUGAUGAGCACGAUGACAUUGAUGAAGAAAACCACGACCCAGCUGUGGUUUCUAGCAGGAGCUCUGAAAGUUAUCCAGAUGAUAUUGAUGCCAGGAGCACUCAGGACUAUGAAGAGGAGGAUAGUUUCCGAAUUAAGCAGGCUCGGCAUAAGAAUUGGGCUGAUCACGAGGAUUCUGGUGACUUUGAUGAUGUGGAAGAAGUAGAUGAAAACAGCCAUGGUGAUCAAUCAACAGAGAAAAACUCUCAGGAGGAUGCAAACGAGAUUCCUGCUAUUGAUAGCAGUGACAAUGGAGAUAACCAUGUCAGGGGCAGCAGAGAAUCAGAAGACAAGGAUGACUUUGAAAAUGAUGGAUUUCUUCAUCAAUCCAACGGCUUUGACUCUAGCAAGGGGGACGAGGAAAGAUAUUCUCUGACAGAUGAGGAAGAUGACAGCGGAGAUGAUAUCUUUAAUGAAAAUAAUGAGGAAGAAGUUAAGGGGGCAGACCCUAGAUAUACUGUUCGUCCCACUGAAACAGAUGAGCAGAAUGCAGUUGUUGAUGGAGAUCGAGAUGGUGAGCAUAGAGAUACCGCUAUUGGGAAAAAAGAUAGCAGCAGUAGCAGCAGCAGCAGCAGCAGUAGCAGCAGCGAGAGCAGAGGCUUUGGUAAUGGGGAGGUUGCCAGUCGCGGCAGGCAUGUCCACAGGAAAGGAAAUCGAGGUGAGAGUGACAGUGACAGUGCCAGCAGUAGCCAAGAGGAGACAGGUGAUUUUGAUGAUGAAGGAAUGCAAGGCGAUGACCCAUCCAUCUUUGAGAGUGAGGGUGGCAAUUCCAACAUGGUUCAUGGUGCUGUUCAUUCCAAAGAGAGCAGCCAAGAAACCAGUAGGGAGCACCACUACGGCAAGCGGAAAAGCAGCAGUAAAUCACUGAAACAUUCACAGAGUCAUGUGUUCCAAACUGGUGAUGAUACUUCAGAAGAGGAUGAUAGUGCAGAGCACAAUGACAGCAAAUCCAAAGAGGACAGCAAGUCCCCAGAAGACAACAGUCGCUCCGAAGAACAUGUUGCCAGCCGCUCUAGAGAGGAUGUCACCAGCCAGUCAAAGGAAAAUGUCACCAGCCGCUCCAGGGAGGAUGUCUCCAGUCAAUCAAGUGAAGAGAGUCAGGAAUCCCAAGAAGAAAGUGAGGAAAACUCCAAAGACGUGGAUAGCACAUCCAAUGAACACAGCGGUAGCAAAUCUAAAGAAGGGCAGGAAGACAGAGACUCCCCUGAGGAUGACAGCAAGACAUCAGUAAGUGACAGUGAAUCCACAGAAGACACAAGGGAUGACAGUAAAUCAGAGGAGAAGAGUACAUCCACCGAGGACAGCUUGGAAUCAGAAGAAGAUAAGGACGGACCAUCUCACAGUAAAUCGGCUGAGAGCAGAAGUGCCUCAAAAGAGAGCAGUAGCAGUGAAGAGGGCAAUGCCAGUGAUUCGAAUGAAGAGGACAUCAGUUCUGAAGAACUGCGAGGCCAAGACAGCAAGUCUGCAGAAACUAAUGAUAGUGAAUCUAAAGAAGAGGAAGAUAGUGAAUCCAGAGAGCGCAGUGCAAGCCAAUCAGCCAGCCAGGAAGAUGACAGUAUAUCAAGGAGCAUGGAAAUUGAAAGCAGAAAGCUAGUGCUUGAUGUUUAUCACAACAAACCCAUUGGUGAUUAUGAUGACAAUGACUGCCAGGAUGGGUAUUAAA